Messenger RNA from Salmo salar (Atlantic salmon), 5770 nucleotides. The record is from RefSeq and is a predicted model, not a curated record. Lineage: Eukaryota; Metazoa; Chordata; Actinopteri; Salmoniformes; Salmonidae.
CUGGCUGCGGCUGCACGCACUUCGGAAACAUUCAAUUCACGAUGGUGUCAGUCUGGAGACGGGAAGAAAGCUGCUAGUACUGUACGUUCAAGUUGUCAUUUUAAAACGUUGUUUUUCAUUUAUUUAUACGCAAAAUAUAAAUUAUAGUCUUCUAUUAUUCGCCACCUAAUAACACAUUAGUUCAGCGCAAAUAUUUUACUCUCGUUUAUCGUCUUUCGGAAUCAAAACCUCAGUAGAAACUUUGCAAAGUGAGGGGAUGUUCUAGAUGGACAAGGUUGCAGCGCCUCACUGACCCAGAGAAGCCCAAGUCCCAAGGAGAGAGGAUCCUCAAGCCCCAGGGAGACGGCCUGGCCUGCAGGGGCAGGGAGAGAGGAUCCUGAAGCCCCAGGGAGACGGCCUGGCCUGCAGGGGCAGGGAGAGAGGAUCCUGAAGCCCCAGGGAGACGGCCUGGCCUGCAGGGGCAGGGAGAGAGGAUCCUGAAGCCCCAGGGAGACGGCCUGGCCUGCAGGGGCAGGGAGAGAGGAUCCUGAAGCCCCAGGGAGACGGCCUGGCCUGCAGGGGCAGGGAGAGAGGAUCCUGAAGCCCCAGGGAGACGGCCUGGCCUGCAGGGGCAGGGAGAGAGGAUCCUGAAGCCCCAGGGAGACGGCCUGGCCUGCAGGGGCAGGGAGAUGGGCUCAGAGGAGAGGAGUUCAGCCAUGUCUCACAAGAUCUCUUCCCCCUCACACAGCAACAGCAGCUCCUCCUCCAAACACGACAGCCGACAGGACAGUUGGGAGAUUGUAGAGGGGCUGCGUGGAGGACACAGUAAUGUCCAGGAGCCCCAGAAGCAGGAUGGAUACAUGCUGAAGAGGAGGAAGUGGCCGAUGAAGGGAUGGCACAAGAGAUACUUCUACUUGGACAAGGGCAUCCUGAAGUAUGCCAAGUGUGGUGCUGACAUUGAGAAGGGGAAGUUACACGGUUGUAUUGACGUGGGUCUCUCUGUCAUGGCCAUUAAGAAGUCAGCCCAGUGCAUUGAUCUGGAUGCAGAGGAAAACAUCUAUCACCUGAAGAUCAAGUCUCAGGAGCUGUUUGAUGAAUGGGUGUCUAAGCUACGCCACCAUCGGCUGUACCGUCAGAAUGAGAUAGCCAUGUACCCCCAGGAGAAGGCUUACUACUACCCCCGCUUCCCCCCUCCCGGGUCCCCCGGUGUGGCUGAUAGAACGCGGCCUGUGUCUCUAGCCAGACAGGCGUCGGUCCAUGCUGCAGGUAGCUUCCCAGUGACCUGUACCAGCCAAUCCAAGGUGGCCGCCUGGCUGCAGUCCUCAGACGACAUGAACAAGUGUUCUGAAGACAUGUCAGUAUGUGAGUCCUACUUGUUGGAACUGAACCAUCUGCUACAGAGUAUGGAGGUCAUCCACCGCACCUACUCAGCUCCAGCCAUCAACGCACUACUGCAGGCUUCUACAUUUGACACCCCCAAAAAGGAAAAAAGGCCCCCAAGGAAAUGGCGUGGUUCUAAAAACUACGGCAAAGAUGUGAAAACAACACUGCAGGUUCCCAGUUGCAUCUCAUCUGGCUCCGUCCGUCUCCACGCCUCCAACCCCAACCUCUCUACUGCAGCCCUGGGGACUGCGAAGGCCUACCCUGAACCUCCCUAUAUGGACUCUCCUAUAGACGUAGCCAAACUACAGGAGGACUUCUGCCGCGUCGCUAACAACCUGCAUGCCACCAUGAAGUCAGCCCUGAGCGCUCUCACCUCUGAGAAGGAGAAGUUAAAACAGGUGCUGGACCACCAAGACACAUGCCCCCCUACCUCCCCAGGGAUUAUGGGUCUGAAGAACGCUCUGUCCUCGGCUAUAGCCCAGAACUCUGAACUGAGAGAGCGUCUGAGCAACAUUCACGCUGAGUCCCGCUGCGUCCCAGAAUCCUCCACUGGGCUCAUAAACCUCUCUGGUCCCCUACAGAAGCAAGACUCCACCGAUGGAUCCCACCCCCUAGUUCACCAGGCGUCCAAUGAGAGCAGAGCGUCCAUCACAGAGUCUCUGUCAGAGUUCUUCGAUGCUCAGGAGGUUCUACUGUCUGCCAGCUCCUCAGAAAAUGAGGCCUCUGAUGAUGACUCAUACAUCAGUGACAACGUCAGCGACAACAUCUCCAUGGACAACUUCAGCAACGAGACGGAGAGACCUAACUCGGGCUGUGAAGAGAACGGGACCCUUCUGAGAAGACGCAGGUCGUGCCUGCCGUCGGCCAGCCCUAACACCAGUAACAUCAGUCUAUGGAACAUCCUUAAGAACAACAUAGGGAAAGACCUCUCCAAGGUGGCUAUGCCUGUUCAGCUGAACGAGCCCCUCAACACCCUGCAGAGACUGUGUGAGGAGCUGGAGUACAGCGAGCUGCUGGACAGAGCUGCUAACACACAGGACCCCUUUGAACGCAUGGUGUACGUAGCCACGUUUGCAGUGUCGGGGUACGCGUCCAGCUACCACCGAGCGGGAGGAAAGCCCUUCAACCCGGUCCUGGGGGAGACCUACGAGUGUGACCCCGACAAGGGCCUCCGAUUUAUAGCAGAACAGGUCAGCCAUCACCCACCUAUAUCAGCAUGCCACGCUGACUCUAAAAACUACAUAUUCUGGCAAGACAUGAGGUGGAAAAACAAGUUCUGGGGGAAGUCUAUGGAAAUAGUUCCUGUGGGCACCACCCAUGUGAUUCUGCCAGGGUUUGGAGACCACUAUGAGUGGAACAAGGUAACGUCCUGUAUCCACAACAUCCUGAGUGGGCAGCGCUGGAUAGAACACUACGGAGAGAUCUCCAUCAGGAACACCAGCACUGAUAUCUGCCAGUGUAAGGUCACCUUCAUCAAGGCAAAGUACUGGAACUCGAGUGUUAACGAGGUGGAGGGCACCAUCACAGACCACAAGGGGAAGGUCAUCCACAGACUGUUUGGGAAGUGGAACGAGGGGGUGUACUGUGGAGACCCACCCUCUGCCACCUGCAUCUGGAGAGCCAAUGCCAUGCCGGCUGACCACGAGCAGUACUACGGCUUCACUAAGUUUGCUAUGGAGCUCAAUGAGCUGGACCCUUCACUGAAACUGCUGCUGCCUCCCACAGACACCCGGCUACGGCUCGACCAGAGGCUGCUAGAGGAGGGCAACGUAGAGGCAGCAGAGGAACAGAAACAGAAGAUAGAACAGCAGCAGAGAGACAGACGCAGAGUCCUGGAGGAAAACACCAUGACACAUCAACCCACAUUCUUCAGGAAAUCAAAGGAUGACACCUGGGUUAGCAACAACACUUACUGGGACCUGAGGAGCGAUCCAGGCUUUGCCCACCUGGACUGUCCUGUGUUGUGGUGACCUGAGGAGGGAACCAGGCUAUCACCACCUGGACUGUCCUGUGUUGUGGUGACCUGAGGAGGGAACCAGACUAUCACCACCUGGACUGUCCUGUGUUGUGGUGACCUGAGGAGGGAACCAGACUAUCACCACCUGGACUGUCCUGUGUUGUGGUGACCUGAGGAGGGAACCAGGCUAUCACCACCUGGACUGUCCUGUGUUGUGGUGACCUGAGGAGGGAACCAGACUAUCACCACCUGGACUGUCCUGUGUUGUGGUGACCUGAGGAGGGGACCAGACUAUCACCACCUGGACUGUCCUGUGUUGUGGUGACCUGAGGAGGGAACCAGACUAUCACCACCUGGACUGUCCUGUGUUGUGGUGACCUGAGGAGGGGACCAGACUAUCACCACCUGGACUGUCCUGUGUUGUGGUGACCUGAGGAGGGGACCAGACUAUCACCACCUGGACUGUCCUGUGUUGUGGUGACCUGAGGAGGGGACCAGACUAUCACCACCUGGACUGUCCUGUGUUGUGGUGACCUGAGGAGGGGACCAGACUAUCACCACCUGGACUGUCCUGUGUUGUGGUGACCUGAGGAGGGGACCAGACUAUCACCACCUGGACUGUCCUGUGUUGUGGUGACCUGAGGAGGGGACCAGACUAUCACCACCUGGACUGUCCUGUGUUGUGGUGACCUGAGGAGGGAACCAGACUAUCACCACCUGGACUGUCCUGUGUUGUGGUGACCUGAGGAGGGAACCAGGCUAUCACCACCUGGACUGUCCUGUGUUGUGGUGACCUGAGGAGGGAACCAGACUAUCACCACCUGGACUGUCCUGUGUUGUGGUGACCUGAGGAGGGGAACCAGACUAUCACCACCUGGACUGUCCUGUGUUGUGGUGACCUGAGGAGGGAACCAGACUAUCACCACCUGGACUGUCCUGUGUUGUGGUGACCUGAGGAGGGGACCAGACUAUCACCACCUGGACUGUCCUGUGUUGUGGUGACCUGAGGAGGGAACCAGACUAUCACCACCUGGACUGUCCUGUGUUGUGGUGACCUGAGGAGGGAACCAGACUAUCACCACCUGGACUGUCCUGUGUUGUGGUGACCUGAGGAGGGGACCAGACUAUCACCACCUGGACUGUCCUGUGUUGUGGUGACCUGAGGAGGGGACCAGACUAUCACCACCUGGACUGUCCUGUGUUGUGGUGACCUGAGGAGGGGAACCAGACUAUCACCACCUGGACUGUCCUGUGUUGUGGUGACCUGAGGAGGGGACCAGACUAUCACCACCUGGACUGUCCUGUGUUGUGGUGACCUGAGGAGGGAACCAGACUAUCACCACCUGGACUGUCCUGUGUUGUGGUGACCUGAGGAGGGAACCAGACUAUCACCACCUGGACUGUCCUGUGUUGUGGUGACCUGAGGAGGGGACCAGACUAUCACCACCUGGACUGUCCUGUGUUGUGGUGACCUGAGGAGGGAACCAGACUAUCACCACCUGGACUGUCCUGUGUUGUGGUGACCUGAGGAGGGAACCAGACUAUCACCACCUGGACUGUCCUGUGUUGUGGUGACCUGAGGAGGGGACCAGACUAUCACCACCUGGACUGUCCUGUGUUGUGGUGACCUGAGGAGGGGACCAGACUAUCACCACCUGGACUGUCCAGUGUUGUGGUGACCUGAGGAGGGGACCAGACUAUCACCACCUGGACUGUCCAGUGUUGUGGUGACCUGAGGAGGGGACCAGACUAUCACCACCUGGGCUGUCCUGUGUUGUGGUGACCUGAGGAGGGGACCAGACUAUCACCACCUGGACUGUCCAGUGUUGUGGUGACCUUAGUGUGACUUCUGUGGCCACUGGUCACACACCUGGGUCAUGUUUAUUAGGCACAGGACUGAAACAGGGAGGGACUACCUGAGCUUGUCCAAUAAGAAACGCUUGUGCGUUCAUAAGGCACCAAACGGAAGAAAACAGACUGCAACGGAGGGAACUACCUGAACUUCCAGUCCAAUAAGAAACUUAAUUUUUUUGUUUUCAGUUGCAAAACGUUUUGCUACGGUGUGCACUUAUGAACACGACCAUGCUUGGACUUCCUGUCUGUACUGUGACCCAGGCUGGCUCUGGGGGCUGGAGUCCUGCUGCUCUGUCCGUCUCAUUGGUUACGCCUCAAAUGGCACCCUAUUCCCUACAUAGUGCACUGCUUUUGACCAGAGCCCAAUGGGCCCAAGUAGUGCAUCAUACGCUAAAGGGAAUAGGGUGCCAUUUGGGACUUACCCUCUUGCACAUGUCCACCUGCUAUCCAUCAUUCACAUGUCCAUCUACUAUCCAUCAUUCACCUGUCCAUCUACUAUCCAUCAUUCACAUGUCCAUCUACUACCCAUCAAUCACAUGUCCAUCUACUAUCCAUCAUUCACCUGUCCAUCUACUAUCCAUCAUUCACCUGUCCAUC